Molecule: messenger RNA, 2754 nt
Organism: Egretta garzetta (little egret)
Lineage: Eukaryota; Metazoa; Chordata; Aves; Pelecaniformes; Ardeidae
Gene: BAIAP2L2
Product: BAR/IMD domain containing adaptor protein 2 like 2
Exons: 16
Coding region: 198-2039 (613 amino acids)
Biological process (GO): positive regulation of actin filament polymerization; actin filament bundle assembly; plasma membrane organization
Cellular component (GO): cytosol; nucleoplasm
Molecular function (GO): protein binding
Source: RefSeq, a predicted model, not a curated record
CCUGGAGGUUCCUGUUCAGCAUUCCCACGGCAAGGAGCAGCUGACACUGAAAUGGCUCGGAUUUGCCCUUGAACCAAGAUGUUGAGAGUCCCCAGAGGGGUUCUGAGCUUGCAGCCUGAGUUUCUUAGAGGUAGAAAAUCGGGAGCUGGGCUCCUUGAGGCACAAGGUUAUACCCUUCGUAUGGGUUGAAGAGGUGAAUGGCCUGUGCCUGCAGCCAGCCCUGGGAGCGUGUGUGUUGGUGUGAGUGGCUGGCGUACCCACAGAGCACAACGCUGCAUUGCUGGGCUUGCCAGCUGCAGCCAGCGGAGAGGCUUUGGACCAGGUCCCAUGUGAGAAUCCUCUUGGUCUGGCCUAAAAUGAGGAACACUGAAAACUCUUGGGAUACAAAUGACAGGAGAUGGGGCUUUAACCUUGGUGUCUGCAGGUGGUUCCUGGACAAGCCGGCUGUGCAGAAGCGGGGUCCUCCAGGCCAGUAUAGCACCUUGUGCUCUCCUUCGCUCCUCGCUUCUCUGUGGGAGACAGAAAAGGCUCUGGAGAUGGACCUGUCCUACAGAUCCACCAUCUCCAUCUAUAAGAAUAUCCUGGAGCAGUUCAACCCUGCGCUGGAGAACCUGGUAUACCUGGGGAACAACUACCUGCGUGCCUUCCACGCAUUAUCCAAAGCGGCUGAAGUGUAUUUUAAGGCAAUCGAGAAGAUUGGGGAGCAAGCGCUGCAGAGCUCCACCUCACACGUGCUGGGUAAGGCUCACCCGCUUGCCAUCCUCUGUCCUAUGUCCGACACGCAGAGACUCCUGAGCUCUGAUUUGGAAGUCGUGGCUCAGACCUUCCACGUGGACCUGCUGCAGCACGUGGAGAAGAACAGCAAAAUGGAUGUGCAGUUCAUCAGUGAGAGCCAGAAGCAGUAUGAGCUGGAGUACCAGCGCAGAGCCACCAACCUGGAUAAGUGCAUGACAGAACUGUGGAGAAUGGAGAGGGCCCGCGAUAAAAAUGUCCGGGAGAUGAAGGAGAAUGUGAUGCGACUGCGCUCAGAGAUGCAGGCGUUCGUCUCUGAGAGUCAGAGGGAGGCUGAGCUGGAGGAGAAACGCCGCUACCGCUUCCUGGCUGAAAAGCACCAGAUGCUCUACAACACUCUCCUCCAGUUUUACAGCAGGGCCCGGAGCAUGAUCCAGACCAAGGCGCCGCAGUGGAAGGAGCAGCUGGAGGCCAGCCGCAACCCCUCAAACAGCCACUCUCAGGGGCUUCUUGCAGCCUCCCACGGCCAGGGGUAUCCACCGGGCCGGCUGACCCCCACCCACCUCGAGAUGUCCCAGAGACUCCCUGGGGACUUUGCUUCUUCCAUGACUGGGAGCAGAGCCAGCGUCUUCUCUCUGGAGUCUCCCGAAAUGAGACUGUCUCCUCAACCAGAGCCCCCCAGGCAGCCGCUGCGGAGGACACCAUCAGCCAGUUUGCUCCCUGCCGGCCGUAUCUCCCGUUCUGGUUCCUUUGGCGAGGCCAGCGGUGGCAGCGAAGGCAGGAGGCGGAGCGGCAUGGCGAGAGUGCAGGCUAUCGUGCCCCACACGACGGGCGCCAACCGGACCCUGCUGCGGUUUGACCCCGGGGAUGUCAUUACAGUGCUGAUGCCGGACGCACAGAAUGGCUGGCUGUAUGGCAAGCUGGAGGGCUCAUCCACGUGCGGCUGGUUCCCCGAAGCUUAUGUCAAGCCUCUGGAGGAUGCGAGGGAGAUGGAGGAGCCAGCCACCAGGUCCUUCCCACUGCGAAGCAGUCAUAGUAUGGAUGACAUCCUGGACCGUCCCAGCACUGCUUCCUCUAUCAAUUACUGGCCUGCUGCUGCCCAGCCCAGUUUGCCGAACCCACCUCCCCUCUUGUUAGGUGCCAGCAGUCACCAGAGUGGGAUGGCCACCCCAGUCAGUUCUGGCUCCAAGAAAUCAGGAGUAUUUGACCAGCCCCCUGAACUCUUCCCACGAGGUACCAACCCCUUUGCCACAGUCAAGCUGCGUCCCACGGUCACCAACGACCGCUCGGCACCCAUCAUCCGAUGAAGCAAGGCUGUGGAUGGCAGAGAAUUUCAGCAGGGAAGGGGGAGGCAUGCAAGUGACGGGCUGUGACACCCCCCCACACCCCACCGCGAGCUGGGCAGCAACCUAAUGCUACCACUCAUGGAGUAACCUCUCUUUUCCCCUCCCUUCCCUCCGGGUCAUGGGGACCCAUCUCGCCUGGCUGUCUGUCUGGCAUGCUUUAGCCAGCAGCAGAUCCCUGCUGCUCUUUUUGGAUUGUCCCCCGUCCCCCCUUCCCGUGUGAUGUUACUGUACUUGAGUGGGAGACGUCUGGUGUUACUGGUGCUGGUGGCCUGGGGGAGGGGAUGCUGCUGGUCUGGGAGACAGAGGGACGGAUGGGUAAGAUCAUCUGCAGCGUGGGGCAGUGCUAGCAGGACGAGGAAGGCGAAGCUUUGCUAGCCCUGCUGUGGGCAGAGAAGGACACUCGCCAAACAGUCCCUUUGCUACCAGAAGAAUGAACUGCAAAGGCAGGAGGCCACAAGGCAGCUUCCAGCCACAUGGUCUGGCUGCCAGGGUCUGCAGUGUGCAGUUCUCUGCUCUCGGCCCCUUUGGCAACCGUGUCCAUCUGUAGCAGCGUCUGCCCCUUUUUGCCCCGGCGCAGCCUCUUCUCUUGCUGGGCAGCCCCGGGGCAAGGUGGGGGCAGUGGGGGCAGGUGACAGUGCCCAGCACUGCCACCCUGCUCCUUCACCUGUUGUCCUGC